Molecule: messenger RNA, 354 nt
Organism: Mesorhabditis belari
Lineage: Eukaryota; Metazoa; Nematoda; Chromadorea; Rhabditida; Rhabditidae
Source: the annotation of a GenBank genome assembly
AUGUCAAUCGAUUCAAUCCCCCGAGAUCUUCGUGGUCUCCGUGCUUGUCUUUUAUGCUCACUCGUCAAAAGUAUCGAACAAUUCGAGGAUGCUGGCUGUGACAAUUGCGAGGGUUUUCUGCAUUUAAAGGGUGAUACAAGUAAAGUAUUGGAUUGUACGAGUUCGAAUUUUGAUGGAAUGAUCGCCGCAUUGGAUCCCGAAGGUUCAUGGGUAUGCAAAUGGCAGAAGAUCAACCGCAAGUGUAAGGGUAUUUAUGCAGUUUCUGUUUCUGGAUCUCUUCCAGCUGGUGUGGUGGCUGAAUUGAAAUCGAUGGGUGUUCAAUAUCGACCAAAGAUGAGGGACACAACUGUGAAA